CGGACGCCUCCUGGCGGAGAUUCCCCACUGACAAGCUAACGUGACGCAGAGCCGCUCUGCGCUUCGCUCUUUAAAUGGCCGAGUGGCUGCUGUGAACUCCUGGCGACCGGCAGCUCCUUCGUCGCUAUGCUCUCCGCUGGCUUCUCCGGCUGUAACGACCGAAAAAGCACCUUCACUAUCGAGAGCAUUCUAGGACUCGACAGGGCGACAGAUGAAUGCCCCUCAGCAGGCAAGCAGCACAGGGCACGGACGGGGGCAGAUGUGCCACUGCAGGAGGACAUUGCUUCUCUCACAUUUGCAGUGCCCAAAAGCCAGAUGGCUGAAGACAAGUGCUCUCUGGGUGAGCCGCAGGCUUCAGAGUCCUUCAAGCGGGCACUCAACUGGUACAUUGGACGCCGUCCACGUACCGCCUUUAGCGUUGCUCAGAUCGAAGUCCUGGAAAGCGUAUUUCGUGUGAACUCCUAUCCUGGCAUUGACGUUAGAGAGGAGCUCGCUCAGAAACUGGAGUUGGACGAGGACAGGAUUCAAAUUUGGUUCCAGAACCGCCGGGCAAAGCUUAAACGGUCACACAGAGAGUCUCAGUUUCUAAUAGUGAAGAAAGUGUUCACAAACCUGCAGGAACAGUCUGGACGCUAGAGGAACGGCUUCAGGACUGAUGUGUGUGUCUCUAAGACACUUUGUAUAUAGGAGUGUGCCCUCAUGUGACUGACCAUUUAUUCCCUUGU
Molecule: messenger RNA, 725 nt
Organism: Polypterus senegalus (gray bichir)
Lineage: Eukaryota; Metazoa; Chordata; Cladistia; Polypteriformes; Polypteridae
Gene: hesx1
Product: HESX homeobox 1
Exons: 4
Coding region: 127-636 (169 amino acids)
Biological process (GO): regulation of transcription by RNA polymerase II; forebrain development; pituitary gland development
Cellular component (GO): nucleus
Molecular function (GO): RNA polymerase II cis-regulatory region sequence-specific DNA binding; DNA-binding transcription repressor activity, RNA polymerase II-specific
Source: RefSeq, a predicted model, not a curated record